This is a messenger RNA of Homo sapiens (human), 2920 nucleotides long. It is a transcript of the gene ZNF724, whose product is annotated as zinc finger protein 724. The transcript is spliced from 5 exons. The coding region runs from base 293 to 2134 and encodes 613 amino acids. Gene Ontology annotation, cellular component: nucleus. Gene Ontology annotation, biological process: negative regulation of transcription by RNA polymerase II; regulation of DNA-templated transcription. NCBI's taxonomy places the organism in Eukaryota, Metazoa, Chordata, Mammalia, Primates, Hominidae. The record is from RefSeq and is marked validated.
GCCUUUGUCUCUCGCUGCAGCUGGAGCGCUUGGUCUCGUCUUCCCUGCUUUGUGUCCCCUGCUCUUAGAGGCCCAGCCUCUGUGGCCCUCUGACCUGCAAGCAUUGGGAGAUCCACAGCUAAGACGCCAGGGCCUCCCCUGGAAGCCUAGAAAUGACGGAGUCUCGCUCUGUCACCCAGGCUGGAGUGCAAUGGCGUGAUCUUGGCUCACUGCAACCUCUGCCUUCUGGGUUCAAGUGAUUCUCCUGCCUCAGCCUCCCAAGUAGCUGGGAUUACAGGGACCAUUGACAUUUAUGGAUGUGGCCAUAGAAUUCUCUGUGGAGGAGUGGCAAUGCCUGGACACUGCACAGCAGAAUUUAUAUAGGAACGUGAUGUUAGAGAACUACAGAAACCUGGUCUUCCUGGGUAUUGCUGUCUCUAAGCCAGACCUGAUCACCUGUCUGGAGCAAGGCAAAGAGCCCUGGAAUAUGGAGAGACAUGAGAUGGUGGCCAAACCCCCAGGUAUGUGUUGUUAUUUUGCCCAAGACCUUCGGCCAGAGCAGAGCAUAAAAGCUUCUUUGCAAAGAAUAAUACUGAGAAAAUAUGAAAAAUGUGGACAUCACAAUUUACAGUUAAAAAAAGGCUAUAAAAGUGUGGAUGAGUACAAGGUGCACAAAGGAAGUUAUAAUGGAUUUAACCAGUGUUUGACAACUACCCAGAGCAAAAUAUUUCAGUGUGAUAAAUAUGUGAAAGACUUUCAUAAAUUUUCAAAUUCAAAUAGACAUAAGACUGAAAAGAAUCCUUUCAAAUGUAAAGAAUGUGGCAAGUCAUUUUGUGUUCUUUCACACCUAACUCAACAUAAAAGAAUUCACACUACUGUCAAUUCCUACAAACUUGAAGAAUGUGGCAAGGCCUUUAAUGUGUCCUCAACCCUUUCUCAACAUAAGAGAAUUCAUACAGGACAAAAACACUACAAAUGUGAAGAAUGUGGCAUAGCCUUUAACAAGUCCUCACACCUUAACACACAUAAGAUAAUUCAUACUGGAGAGAAAUCCUACAAACGUGAAGAAUGUGGAAAAGCUUUUAACAUAUCCUCACACCUUACUACACAUAAGAUAAUUCAUACUGGAGAGAAUGCCUACAAAUGUAAAGAAUGUGGCAAAGCUUUUAACCAAUCAUCAACCCUUACUAGACAUAAGAUAAUUCAUGCUGGAGAGAAGCCCUACAUAUGUGAACAUUGUGGCAGAGCUUUUAACCAAUCCUCGAACCUUACUAAACAUAAGAGAAUUCAUACUGGUGAUAAACCUUAUAAAUGUGAAGAAUGUGGCAAAGCCUUUAAUGUGUCCUCAACCCUUACUCAACAUAAGAGAAUUCAUACUGGAGAGAAACCUUACAAAUGUGAAGAGUGUGGCAAAGCCUUUAACGUGUCCUCAACUCUUACUCAACAUAAGAGAAUUCAUACUGGAGAAAAACCAUACAAAUGUGAAGAAUGUGGCAAAGCCUUUAACACAUCCUCACACCUCACCACACAUAAAAGAAUUCAUACCGGAGAGAAACCCUACAAAUGUGAAGAAUGUGGCAAAGCCUUUAACCAGUUCUCACAACUUACUACACAUAAGAUAAUUCAUACUGGAGAGAAACCCUACAAAUGUAAAGAAUGUGGCAAAGCUUUUAAGCGGUCCUCAAACCUUACUGAACAUAGGAUAAUUCAUACUGGAGAGAAACCCUACAAAUGUGAAGAAUGUGGCAAAGCUUUUAACCUAUCCUCACACCUUACAACACAUAAGAAAAUUCAUACUGGAGAGAAACCCUACAAAUGUAAAGAAUGUGGCAAAGCUUUUAACCAAUCCUCGACACUUGCUAGACAUAAGAUAAUUCAUGCUGGAGAGAAACCCUACAAAUGUGAAGAAUGUGGCAAAGCUUUUUACCAAUACUCAAACCUUACUCAACAUAAGAUAAUUCAUACUGGAGAGAAACCCUACAAAUGUGAAGAAUGUGGCAAAGCCUUUAAUUGGUCCUCAACUCUGACUAAACAUAAGGUAAUUCAUACUGGAGAGAAACCCUACAAAUGUAAAGAAUGUGGCAAAGCUUUUAACCAAUGCUCAAACCUUACUACACACAAGAAAAUUCAUGCUGUAGAAAAAUCUGACAAAUAAGAAAAAUGGACCAGGCGUGGUGGCUCACACCUGUAAUCCCAGCACUUUGGGAGGCCAAGGCGGGUGGAUCACAAGAUCAAGAGAUUGAGACCAUCCUGGCCAACGAAGAGAAUUACUGGAGAGAAACCGUACAAACCUGAAAGAUAUAACAGUGCAGUUGACAACACCUCAAUAUUUCUAAACACCUUUAAAUGGUUGUCAUACUUGAUUGUAGGUAAAAUAUAGUAGAGGAAACCUCUACAAGUGUGAAGAAUGUGGCAAAACUUUUAACCAAUGCUGACACUUUAUUGGACAGGAAAUGAUGUAUACUUGAGAAAAAUUAUGCAAAUGUAAAGAAUGUGAAGAAGCCAUUAAUAUCUGUUCACAUCUUAUUCAAUAUCAGAGAGUUCAUACUUAAUAGAAGCAUUAAAGAUGAAAUUACUGUCAAUAGAUUUUUCAGAAAAUAUAAGCCUUUAAAGUGAAGAAGAGUAUUUAUUUUGAAGACAAGCAUUAAAAUAUCAAGAGUGUAAGCUGGGCAUGGUGGCUCAGGCCUGUAAUUUCAGCACUUUGGAGGCCAAGGCAGGUGGUUUACUUGAGGUCAGAAGUUCAAGACCAGCCUGGCCAACAUGGUGAAACUCCAUCUCUACCCAAAAUACAAAAAUUAGGUGGGUGUGGUAGUGCAUGACUAAUCCCAGCUACUCGGUGGUUGAGACAGGAGAAUCGCUUGAACCUGGGAGGCAGAGGUUGCAGUGAGCUGAGUUUGUGCCACCACACUCCAGCCUGGGCACUCCAGCUGCACUCCAUCUC